Messenger RNA from Sabethes cyaneus, 414 nucleotides. Its product is annotated as pro-corazonin-like. The transcript has 2 exons. Gene Ontology annotation, biological process: positive regulation of heart contraction. Gene Ontology annotation, molecular function: corazonin receptor binding. The coding region runs from base 1 to 414 and encodes 137 amino acids. NCBI's taxonomy places the organism in Eukaryota, Metazoa, Arthropoda, Insecta, Diptera, Culicidae. The record is from RefSeq and is a predicted model, not a curated record.
AUGAAACACGUUUGUACGACUUCGUUGAUCGUCUCAUUGCUAGUGAUUUUCACUAACGCACAAACCUUUCAAUAUUCCCGCGGAUGGACCAAUGGGAAGCGAUCUUCUACUGAGCCAUCCGGUUCUGGUCAAGUGCUGAUACCGCGCUUUAAUGCCGCCUUGGACAAAGCGAAUGAUAAGUGCAGAAUGCUUAUUCAACAUCUGUUAAAGUCUCCUUGCGAUGUUCGGAUAGCGAAUGCGCUGAUUAAUCGCAACAAGGACCUACGGCAACAGCUGGCGAGUGAUACGGAUACGAUGACCAUUCUGUACGAUCCGAACGGCCUAGACAGCGGCAGCAGUGAGGAGCUCCGAUUGAAGCGGGACACUCACCAACCAACUGGCCGCCAUCCGAUCGGCGGAUUAGUGCGAUUUUAA